This is a messenger RNA of Phanerochaete carnosa HHB-10118-sp, 2528 nucleotides long. RefSeq lists its product as uncharacterized. The transcript has 7 exons. The record is from RefSeq and is a predicted model, not a curated record. NCBI's taxonomy places the organism in Eukaryota, Fungi, Basidiomycota, Agaricomycetes, Polyporales, Phanerochaetaceae. Gene Ontology annotation, molecular function: ATP binding; diacylglycerol-dependent serine/threonine kinase activity. The annotation marks the transcript as partial. Gene Ontology annotation, biological process: peptidyl-serine phosphorylation; intracellular signal transduction; fungal-type cell wall biogenesis.
AUGGCGCACGAGCUGGACCAGAAGAUCCAGGAUGUCUACAAACGUAUCCAGACAGAGCGCAAGGUCCUCGAGGCUUCCCAGCUCCUUCGUCAGGCUACCAACAACCCCGAAGUACUCAGACGCAAUGAUGCUGCUAUUAGGGAAGCAGAGCGUUCGCUCUCCUAUUUCGAGGACACCCUGCGCGAGUUGCAGUCUCGUAAAAUGAUGCAGGCGCAGCGCGCUGAUCACUCUAGAUCAGGGAGUAUGACCGGUCAGUCGUCGGGGUCAUCCGGCUAUGGUGGUCGCCCCGACUCGCGUGGUCCCGCGUCGCCAGAGAUGCGCCCUGUCAGUGGCGGCGGCCCUUACGAUUCCCCUAUCGAUGCCCCAAAGCCAAAGACGUAUACCAACUUUGAUCUCAUCAAGGCAGACACUCCUCAUACCACAGCAAAGAUCUCUCGAAUGCUUCAUCAACUCGAGUUCAAGCUUCAGGUCGAGAUGCAGUACAAGAAGGGUAUAGACAAGAUGGCCAAACUAUACCAACAGGAAGGUGACAAAAGAUCUAAGGCAGAUGCUGAGGGCAAACGGGUAGAGAGCGAGAGGAAGAUACAGCUGCUACAAACGGCUCUGAAACGCUACAAGACACUUCAUAUCAUGGAUAAUGAGGAAGAGGAAGAGGACGGUUAUUCCCACCUGCAGCUAACCUUCCCAGAAGCUACUCCAGGCCCCGUCGGGCCCGGUGUGGAUGGCGAGAGAAAGGACAACCUUCGUAAUAAGCCGUUAUCCGGCAAACUCCAGAUAACUCUCAAAGGCGCUCGAGAACUAGAUCAUGCUCCCGUUGUCUCGACUGGUCGCUCACGUUCAUCGUCCAAAAUCGUGGAAACCUAUAUAUCCUUCAAAGUCGAGGGCACGCAGCGCGCUAGGUCGCAUCCUACCCGGACGGACCGCUGGAUGGAAGAUUUCGAGAUUGUGGUGGACAAGGCGAAUGAAGUCGAGGUGGCAAUCUUCGACAAGCAAGCCAGCGAAAUCAAUCCCGUCCCCAUCGGUCUUCUCUGGAUCAAGAUCAACGACCUGGUUGAGGCACAGCGGCGACAGAAGGUUAUGGCAGAAACUGAAGUCGGUGGGUGGGUUACCGCCGGGGCAAUGGACGGCGAUGGCGGCGUCAGCUCUCCAGGUGGCGGUAUGAGUGGACAGACGGGGGGCUUGGACGCCCCAAUAGGGUACGGCGACAACCGUAUGAUGGCACAAACCGCCGUGGCUUCGGGGGCUACUGAAGGCGUGGAUGCAUGGUUUGCUGUCGAACCUGCCGGUGCUAUCGCCCUUCGUCUCAACUUCAUCAAGGAGAAUGUUCGCAAGCGUCCGCUGGAUGCCCCUGGUGGCUUGGGCCGUCAAGGUGCCGUUCGCAAGCGCAAGGAUGAAGUUCACGAGAUGAACGGUCACAAAUUCGUUCAACGCCAGUUCUAUCAGAUUAUCCUCUGUGCCUUCUGCAACGAGUUCUUACUCAACGCGGUCGGCUACCAGUGUGAAGAUUGUCGGUACACCUGUCACAAGAAGUGCUACGAGAAAGUUGUUACGAAAUGUAUAUCCAAGUCGAACAAUGGAGAUGACGAUGCCGAGAAAAUCAACCACCGUAUUCCUCACCGUUUCGAACCAAUCACCAAUAUUGGCGCGAACUGGUGUUGUCAUUGUGGCUAUAUGCUCCCCCUUGGUCGCAAGAAUGCUCGCCGAUGUACGGAAUGUGAUAUUACCUGCCACGCAAACUGUGCGCAUCUUGUUCCCGACUUCUGCGGUAUGUCUAUGGAGACUGCCAACAUUCUCCUACGUGACUGGAAGGAUAUCAACCGAGCCCGUGGCGGUCGCUUGCACCAGCAGCAGCAGCAAAGAACAGCGUCGCAGGGCUACCCUACUCCCUCGCAGUACCCAGGGACCCCUGUAUCAUCUGAACCUCCACUGGACCACUUGGCUAGUGACAUGGGUCAUCUGCAGAUCAUCACUGGACAAGAACCUACGCCACCCUCCAAGACGCCCGAGUAUGGCCAUCGCCAGCCAUCCACCGACCCACGGAUGAUGCAACAAUCAGCAAGUCCGUACCCACCAGGUACACCACAGUCGGCACCCCGGCCACUUCCUUCUGGUCCUGGCGGCAGACCCGCGUUCCCCACGGAGCCAGUGCAGCCACCUUUGUCCGGUGGCCGCGCUCCCGGACCUUACGAUCAAGACCCUUACGCUUACCAGCUAGCGUCCACUCAUCAGCCACCGGCUGCUCCAGCCAAGGGAUACCCUCCAAAUGCCAUGUCCCCAACCCAGGCACCGUCACCAUCAGAGCGUCAGACGUCACUUCCGCCUGUACAGCAGCAGCAGCAGCAACAACAACAACAGCUUGCGCGGCAAGGCAAGCGGAAAGUCGGGCUGGACGACUUCAACUUCCUGGCGGUACUCGGAAAGGGCAACUUCGGUAAGGUUAUGCUGGCAGAGGAGAAGAAGUCGAGUAGCCUGUAUGCUAUCAAAGUCCUGAAGAAAGAAUUCAUCAUUGACAAUGACGAAGUUGAGAG